This is a messenger RNA of Chara braunii, 990 nucleotides long. The record is from the annotation of a GenBank genome assembly. NCBI's taxonomy places the organism in Eukaryota, Viridiplantae, Streptophyta, Charophyceae, Charales, Characeae.
CCGAGUAGUGCCACGUCGGCAGUCCUCCGGCCUGGUCUAUGCUCACGCGCUUACAAACAGCCAGCAUGGAUCAGAAGUCCGGGGAAACGGUCGAGGCCUAUCAGGCCCAGAUGCUGGCUUUGAUUAUCGAAACCAAGAAACGGGCUGAUGAAGUAGCAGCCGCAAAGAAGAAGAAGGCAGAGGAUGCCGAGAAGGCACGUCUGUUGGCAAUCGAACAGGAGCGCCAGCAAGACGAGGCAGCUGCGAACGCUGCCGAUGAAGAACGAAAUCAACGACUCGGGAAGAUAUUCAACGGAGAGCGAGCUUUGCUCACAAUGGCAGCGGACUGGCGAGCCGAGGCCGAUAAUGGUAAGACGGAAGAGAGUGAAAGCAAGAUCGCUCUACUCCUCUCCCAUUUUACGGAUCUCCUGGCAACGUGCAUUGCACAGCAGGAGGACAUCCACAGCCUCAACGACGUGGUUCAGACGCACAAUCAGGCGUUUGACCAAGUCAACAGCCGCCUCCAGCAGCUGGAGCAACGACCCGUCACCGCCCCCGAUGCCAGCUCCUCCAACACCUUUGAUCGCCUCAAUGCAUUGGAGAUCGACGUCGGAACCCUCAAGGACGACAUGCAUCUACAGCAAACCACCACACAACAACUGGAGCAGCGGAACUGUUCUGCCGCCGCCAACCCGAGCUCGGCACCACGUGAGACAACUCCGAAGUUCGAUGGUCAGGAGAUCUUCUGCGAUUCGACGAAGACGGACCCGAUCCCGUGGUUCGGCGAGUUUGAGCUCAAGUUGCAGCUACACCACGUCAGCAAGGACAAGAAACACGCGUACUUGUACUCCUGGUGGGGGGGCACGUGUCAGGCAUGGUUGGACAAUCUCUUGUCCAAGUACGGGGUGGUAGCUGCCGACUUAUACACCUAGAUCACCUGGGAUGAUCUGAAGGCGGUGUGGCAUAAGCGGUUCCAAGUAGAGUCGCCUGAGAUAAAGGCAAUGGACAAAU